UAUGGUUCUAACUAGUUUCUCUCACUCUCGGUGUUUCUCUCAACUUCCACUCUCUAGGGUAAACGAUCAUGGCAGCGUGGACGGCGGCGGCACGGCAAGCAGGGAAUAUCACUAGGCUUUCCUCUCCAAGAGUUGCUUCAGCUCCUCAAGCCGCUUCCCUCAUUCAUCGGCGCGGUCUAGCCGGUGGCGGUGAUCAUCAUGGACCUCCCAAGGUCAACUUCUGGCAGGACCCAAUGAGCCCAUCUAAAUGGAAAGAAGAGCAUUUUGUGAUUGUUUCUUUAACUGGCUGGGGAUUACUCUUCUUUGGAGGUUACAAGUUCUUUACUAGAGGCAAGAAAGACAAGACAGAAGAGGAGGUUGGAGAAGCGCACUAGGUUUGGAACGGUACUCAAUAUAAAGAACACAUUUUAAGACCCUUCAGUUUUGGACAGUUUUAUCUGUAGAUGGCUCUCCAAGUGGAUGAUAAAAAUUGGCUUUUUCUUGUUGCUGUUUUGAUACUUUGAUAUAACUGAUACCUUUUCGUAAUAAUAAGUUGGUCAUUUUUCUGACCAACUGCACUUUCUUC
Manihot esculenta (cassava) is the source of this 565-nucleotide messenger RNA. RefSeq lists its product as uncharacterized. Bases 69 to 374 code for a protein of 101 amino acids. The record is from RefSeq and is a predicted model, not a curated record. The transcript has 4 exons. NCBI's taxonomy places the organism in Eukaryota, Viridiplantae, Streptophyta, Magnoliopsida, Malpighiales, Euphorbiaceae.